This is a messenger RNA of Drosophila rhopaloa, 666 nucleotides long. Its product is annotated as accessory gland protein Acp29AB-like. Bases 1 to 666 code for a protein of 221 amino acids. The transcript is spliced from 2 exons. NCBI's taxonomy places the organism in Eukaryota, Metazoa, Arthropoda, Insecta, Diptera, Drosophilidae. The record is from RefSeq and is a predicted model, not a curated record.
AUGUUCACGUUCGGAAAUUUUAUUCUGUUCGCCUUACUAGUCUUGGACCAUCGCGGAUAUGCUGUGCCUCAGGAGGUCCAUCAAUCCGUGUGCCUACUCUCGGAUGCCCCACACCAAUGCGGGGCUUUUACCCUCUCCGCAUUGGGGCCCCUGUUCGACGACAUGGAUGAGUUGAAGAUUAGACUAAGUGAAUCGAAAAUACAAGCAGUACAAGAGAGGGUGGAAAACAGUAUAAGAAAAGUCGUGGAAACUGAAAUGCAAGCAGUAAAAAACAGGAUUCAAGCCCUGGAGGGAACCCUGCUAUCGGUUUCAAAGAAGUUUGAAGAUCAAUUACAAUCGAGUUUGGACAGGAUGCAAGACCAACUGAAAGCAGUACAGAAUAAACAGGAGCGAGACUCAGAUACUGGACUAAAAAUCAUUCCCCCAAAGUUUGAGCUGAUCGGAUCCAGGUAUUUUUAUAUCGAAGACAAAGUUCAGCAAGAUUUUGAAACUGCUGCCAGUACCUGUCGCCAAAUGGGUGGGUAUCUGGCCUCCAUUAAGGACGAAGAGGAGCUAAACCUUAUCCGCAUGAAAUUCAAGCCAGAUGUUGCCUAUUGGCUGGGCACCAACGAUCACAAAAAAAAGGGCAGUUUUGUGUCCUUGGCCUCCGCGAUCUGGGAAAAAUGA